This is a messenger RNA of Cooperia oncophora, 615 nucleotides long. NCBI's taxonomy places the organism in Eukaryota, Metazoa, Nematoda, Chromadorea, Rhabditida, Trichostrongylidae. The record is from the annotation of a GenBank genome assembly.
AUGACUCCUCGAAAGGAAUCUCGUCUUGAGAACGGUGGCGAAGAUAGCAAUGACGAAUUCCGGGCCCAUGAAGUUGACGGAUGGAGGGUUGGUUACGAAGUCGAAAUGAAUGGCGUUGGGAUUGCGGACGACCGUGAAAGCGAUGGAUCGGGUUUCCCUGACACUGAUCCGGAUACCGACGAUGACAUCGAUCUGGACGAUGAAGAAGUUCCUGAGCAUGCAGGUUACCGUACACUCCCAUUUCAAAUGGAAGAACGCGUUUCCGGGAAUGUUACUAGCUGUGAUGAAGGGAUAGACCAAAACGAGCCGACUAGUUCUGAUGGCAACAACGGUGACGAUGAAGACAUGCCUGUUAGCAACAGAGCUGUCAGUUAUCCGAUCAGGAAGGAGUUCGAGAAGCUUGUUCAAGAGCAGAAUACUUCACUAAAAAGCUUCCAAGAUGAAGCAAUACCACAUCGGCCGAAUAACAUCGUCCUAGAUGAUGAGAAAAUUCAAGCUAUUCGCAAAGCGAUGUCUGGCUUCACACUGCCACCUCCUCCGCAAUGGGCUAAUUUGGAUACCAGUAAGCUGAACGAGAUUAUAAAGGAGAAAAUAACUCCCCAAAAGUCUGACUAA